CAAGCCGCGGCGAGUCAUGACCAUACGCGUGAUGUUAGUCAUUCAAAAAUGAGUAACAUUAACAAAUAAACAAUUUUGUGAUAAUGUGCCGAUCUCUUUAUAGUGUUUUAAUUGUCUUAGCUUGUACAAGUUAUGUGCCGGUAAUUAGUCAGUAUGUGGGCUCCCCGUGCCCCGGGAUUUUUGAGUAUCGAAGUGAUGGUGAUGGAGUGUACGGAGUGAUACAUCUGCAGCCUCAUGGACCUGUGUCUAGCAUACGUGUUGUAGUUAAUUUUACGAUAGCAGCUAGAGUUAUUUCGAAUUAUCCAGGCCGCCUACAGCCAAUUAAAACCUCAGGGUUACAAUUCAAUCAAGAUUCGCCCAUAUACUACAGAGUAGAUUUCCCCGUCACCACACCACUACCGAAGCUGACCUACCUCAUCGUCAACGGCAACGUGUUAUGCUAUGGUCCUGGAGAUGUGGCCCGGCCUGAUUUAUACGUGACCACAAUCAGUCUACAGCACAUGCUGAAUCUUCGAGGGGGAGGACCAGGAAAUCUGGGCUCUAUUAAACUUAUCUCUUCAUCACCGGACGCUGACGUGUUCGCAAUUAACGUGGAUGGUGAUCGUACCGGCACUUGGAAUGAUGGAUUCCAACUUCCACAACAGCAGCCGCAGUCUCAACGGCCAGCGCCGCCACCACCGCCAACACCAUCAGGCGGUCCAGACGAGUACUAUCUAUUAGAAUUACCAUUCCACACAACAACUACUAGAAGACCGACAACUCCUGCGCCACGACCUCAAACUACGAGUAUUUACCCAUCAAUGCCUGCACGAACCCCUUCCUUCAGCUCCGAGUGUGGCGUGGUUGCGGGAGGCAACGAGCAUGUGCCCCUCAUCUACCAUGGCACUGACUAUACGCGAGGGGAUUGGCCGUGGCUGGUCGCCAUUUACAAGCGGAAGGAUGGAAGUCUAACGUUCGCCUGCUCUGGGACACUGGUGUCCGAUCGACAUGUUGUGUCUGCUGCCCACUGCCUGCAGCAACGAAGUACGCUGACCUCAAUCAGGGAUGUCGUGGUCAAACUCGGCGUGUAUAACCUGGAGGACUGGGGUGACGAUAUCGUCAUCACCAGGACUUUGGAAUCUGCUACCAUCCAUGAAGAGUUCAAUUCUACGACGUAUGCAAAUGACCUUCUUGUGCUCACGUUUGAUAAAAGCGUAGAGUUCAACAACAACAUUAGGCCGGCGUGUCUCUGGAAUGGGAACAACGAUCUCAACAGGAUAGUGGGAGCUUCAGGAGUGGUAGCGGGUUGGGGGUCAAGCGAACUAGGUCCAGGCAGCAAAGGUGAACCUCGCAUGGUGCGGAUACCUGUCGUCAGCACCGCCAUGUGUCGGGCUAGCAGGCCCGACUUCCACGUUUUCACGAGCGACAACAUGUUCUGCGCAGGUGAUCGUAAUGGCGCUGGUCCUUGUUUAGGGGACUCCGGUGGAGGAUUAUAUAUUCUGGAUGGAGGUCGCUGGCGCCUCCGCGGCGUAGUCUCACUGUCACUUCGACCAGAAAAUGGAGAAUCUACAUGCAACCUCAACGAAUACGUUAUUUUCGCUGACGCAGCGAAAUUUAUAGAGUGGAUUAAAAAUAUCAUAAGUAAUUCAUAAUUUUGAUAGUGAUUUAGAAAUU
This is a messenger RNA of Cydia strobilella, 1653 nucleotides long. Its product is annotated as serine protease gd-like. Lineage: Eukaryota; Metazoa; Arthropoda; Insecta; Lepidoptera; Tortricidae. Gene Ontology annotation, biological process: proteolysis. The coding region runs from base 84 to 1631 and encodes 515 amino acids. The record is from RefSeq and is a predicted model, not a curated record. The transcript is spliced from 9 exons. Gene Ontology annotation, molecular function: serine-type endopeptidase activity.